Messenger RNA from Vitrella brassicaformis, 767 nucleotides. NCBI's taxonomy places the organism in Eukaryota, Vitrellaceae. The record is from the annotation of a GenBank genome assembly.
CGCAUCUUCACACUCGCACCCCCUCCCCCACCCCAUACACACGCACUCGGUCACAUCCCGAACGGCCCUGGGGCCAGGUUGAGCACAUAGGCCGCCAUGAGGCCCACCACAGCCGCCCUGCAGCAGGCAAGGCAGUCGAGCGCACACACACACAGGCACACACAAGAGACUCACCAUGAGUGUGUGAGGGUGAAGACGAACAGGUCUGCACUGCACUUACCCGGCCGACAACCUGAGCCGACUUGUCUCGGCGUCGCACUGCUUCAUGAGGCAAAAUUGCCGGACGGCGGCCAACAGGGCACACCACGCAAACCCCUUGUACUAAAAGACGCACACACACACACAUACACACGCACACAUCAUGAUGCUGUCAAUACGCCAGUGACAACUGUGAGCACACCUGGAAGUAGACCGCUGGGAUGGCACAAAAAAAGGCAAGGAACGCCAUGGCCUCACACUCGGCGUCGCCCUCGGGAGCACGGGGACGGUACUCACGCGCACGGGAGAGAUCUCGCUGAUCUGAUGACAGACAGGAUGAGCAACGACCACCAUGCACAGAGCACAGGAAGUGGCAGCCAUGGCGCCAUUCAGGCGUGUGUGUGUUGGCUGCCAUCUCCCCAGACUCACCGCUGAGCACUGCUGGUCCCUCCUUCUUCCUCAUCUCCCCAGCGGUGACAAACACGAUAUUCUCGGGAUGAAACGCAAUGAAUCGCUGAUUGUGAGGCCUUUACAACACGCCUGCAAGAUUUUGUGAGCGCGGGCGUCUG